Messenger RNA from Silurus meridionalis, 1410 nucleotides. RefSeq names its product CLN6 transmembrane ER protein a (gene cln6a). Lineage: Eukaryota; Metazoa; Chordata; Actinopteri; Siluriformes; Siluridae. The transcript is spliced from 7 exons. The coding region runs from base 131 to 1027 and encodes 298 amino acids. The record is from RefSeq and is a predicted model, not a curated record.
ACUAGGCGGGAAGUGGUGUUUGUUUACGGAAGAAAAGCACGUUCUUUGCACCAGAGUCACAAGACUGAUGACUGCAAUAAUUAAGGGAAGACUAAUUUGAGGACUAUUUAUUCUUAAAAAUUAAAAUAAAAUGAACCGGAAACGGACAAGAGGAGAUUGCAUGGCGCCGCCAUAUUUAAGCAUGAUCGGGAGAGAAAAGACCGCUCCUCCUGCUCGAUCUCAGUUCCACCUGGACCUCUGGUUCUCUUUCACUGUACAGAACUGGAUCCUGGACUUCGGGAGACCGAUAGUGAUGAUUAUCUUACCUCUGGAAUGGUUUCCUCUAAACAAACCCAGCGCUGGAGAUUACUUUCACAUGGCCUACAACGUCAUUACACCAUUUCUGCUGCUAAAGCUGAUUGAGAGAAGUUCUACCACGCUGCCACGCACUGCUGUAUACCUGAGCAUCAUCACAUUCGUCAUGGGUGCCAGCAUCCACCUGGUGGGGGAUUCCAUCAACCACCGCCUGAUCCUCAGUGGCUACCAGCUCCAUCUGUCUGUCCGGGACAAUCCCAUCAUUAAGGACCUCAACCCUCCAUCACUGAUUGAUUCCUUUGAGCUCCUUUAUUACUAUGAUGAGCAUUUAGGACAUUCCAUGUGGUACGUCCCAUUCUUCCUCAUCCUCUUUCUCUACUUCACCGGCUGCUUCACACAGUCCAAAGAAGAGAAGAUGCCGCACUCAGGUUGGCUGCUCCUGGGUCCUAGUGCUCUCUAUUACUGGUACCUGGUAACCGAAGGGCAGAUAUUUGUUCUGUACGUCUUCACCUUCUUCGCCAUGGCUGCCACAGUCAUGCGUCAGAAACGAAAAGGCUAUGUGCUGGAUAGUAACGGUCGUUUCCUGCUUUACAACUUCAUCAUCACACUGGUCCUGGUGAUCGUUUGGGUCGUCUAUCUGUGGAAUGACACCAUCCUGCGCAAAAAGUACCCCGGUAUCAUCUACGUCCCAGAACCGUGGUCUUAUUACACGUUACAUAUCAAGGGCAGUUAGUAUGAGGUAACAGGAACAAAGUUAAAAGUCGCAUUGCUGAAGUGAAAAUAUAGUUUUGAAGGUCAUAGAAGUGGUCAAUUAAGAAAAAGUGUUCUCUAAUGAAAGACACACCAAACUGAAAUACACAUUGCAAUUUGAACAUUUUUGAUCAUCUACAAAGUUUUGCUCUCUUUCCUCAUCAAUCUGUUUGAAAUCAGCCAAUCACAUGCUUCUGAGAGAUAACGUAUAUAAAACUGAGCUGUCAUAACUUACAGGAUUGGCAUUAUAUCAGGAGGAAUAAACAAAUUUGGGAGAACAUAUCAGAAAAAAGAGGUGCUCACUGAGGUUGUUAUUUUACUUUUUUCUUUUUUUAUUACAGUAUUCUUUUUUUUUUUUUUACAUCA